UGGGGUAAAGGUAUUUGUGUGGGAUCUUCUACGCCGAGUAUAAUAGUGUGUGAACAGAGCUUCGAGGCUGGGGACUGGCUGAGGGGCAGAGUUCGAGGACAAGUGCUUUGUAGAGGCUUGUGGGAAAAGCUUCCAAACUGAGGAACUAGGGCAAAAGGCGUGUGUUGUGUAAGCUGCCGUGUUGCCCUGAGGGAUAUAAACAAAGCUAUAACCUUGACUAGAACUGGGGUGGUGCUUGUAAGCAGGAUGGAGCCUGGGAGCUUGGGCUAGAGUAGACUGCUAAGGCUAGAGAAAUAGAUGGUGGGUCCAAGUUUGGGUCCACAAACACACCAUUCUCCCAAAGCCACAUCCGUGGCCCUGUGCUCAGGCCCUGGGUCUUGACCAUAAGACACCAGGAUGCCCCUCGAGCUGGAUCUCAGGCCCUGGAGGAAAAAAAACUUCACGACUGCCCAGAAAUGAGGACGAAGAGGUCCCAACAGGACAUCCUACUGUCGUAAUCCGCUGUGUGAGCCAGGGUCCUCCGGGGGCUCUGGUGGGGGCCACACUUCCAGUGCAUCAGUCACCAGUGUCCGUUCCCGCACCAGGAGCAGUUCUGGGACGGGCCUCUCCAGCCCCCCACUGGCCACCCAGACAGUCGUUCCCCUACAACACUGCAAGAUCCCGGAGCUGCCGGUUCAAGCCAGCAUUCUAUUUGAGCUGCAGCUCUUCUUCUGCCAGCUCGUAGCCCUCUUCGUUCACUACAUCAAUAUCUACAAGACAGUGUGGUGGUACCCACCUUCCCACCCGCCUUCCCACACCUCCCUGAAUUUCCACCUGAUCGACUUCAACUUGCUGAUGGUGACCACCAUCGUACUGGGCCGCCGCUUCAUUGGGUCCGUCGUGAAGGAGGCUUCUCAGAGGGGGAAGGUCUCCCUCUUUCGCUCCAUCCUGCUGUUCCUCACCCGUUUCACCGUUCUCACGGCAACAGGCUGGAGUCUGUGCCGCUCCCUCAUCCACCUCUUCAGGACCUACUCCUUCCUGAACCUCCUGUUCCUCUGCUAUCCGUUUGGGAUGUACAUUCCGUUCCUGCAGCUGAACUGUGACAUCCGCAAGACAAACCUCUUCAGCCACAUGGCUUCCAUGGGUCCCCGGGAGGCUGUCAGCGGCCUGGCACGGAGCCGGGACUACCUGCUGACUCUGCGGGAGACGUGGAAGCAGCACACGCGGCAGCUGUACGGCCCAGACUCCAUGCCCACCCACGCCUGCUGCCUGUCGCCCAGCCUCAUCCGCAGCGAGGUGGAGUUCCUCAAGAUGGACUUCAACUGGCGCAUGAAGGAAGUGCUGGUCAGCUCCAUGCUGAGCGCCUAUUACGUGGCCUUCGUGCCUGUCUGGUUCGUGAAGAACACUCAUUACUACGACAAGCGCUGGUCCUGCGAGCUCUUCCUCCUGGUGUCCAUCAGCACCUCAGUGAUCCUCAUGCAGCACCUGCUGCCUGCCAGCUACUGCGACCUACUGCACAAGGCCGCUGCCCACCUUGGCUGCUGGCAGAAAGUGGACCCAGCGCUGUGCUCCAACGUGCUGCAGCACCCGUGGACUGAAGAAUGCAUGUGGCCACAGGGCGUGCUGGUGAAGCACAGCAAGAACGUCUACAAAGCAGUGGGUCACUACAAUGUGGCCAUCCCCUCUGACGUCUCCCACUUCCGGUUCCACUUCUUUUUCAGCAAACCUCUGCGGAUCCUCAACAUCCUCCUGCUGCUGGAGGGUGCCGUCAUCGUCUACCAGUUGUACUCCUUAAUGUCGUCUGAGAAGUGGCACCAGACCAUCUCACUGGCGCUCAUCCUCUUCAGCAACUACUACGCCUUCUUCAAGCUGCUGCGGGACCGCCUGGUACUGGGCAAGGCCUACUCAUACUCGGCCAACCCCCAGAGGGACCUGGACCACCGGUUCUCCUGAGCCCAGGGCAACCCAGGGACCGCAUCCAGGCUUCAGCCAGCGGAUCCCUGGGAAGGGGCUGUUGGGGAGGGGGGGGUGGGGAAAAAAACCCAAAAACUGACAAAAAAAAUCCACCAGAGCUUUGUAUUUUUGUUACAUACUGUUUUUUUCUUUGAUAAUUGAUAUGAUUAUGAGGAAAAAAAGUCCUAUUUUUAUACUGCUAA
Molecule: messenger RNA, 2135 nt
Organism: Myotis davidii
Lineage: Eukaryota; Metazoa; Chordata; Mammalia; Chiroptera; Vespertilionidae
Gene: TMEM39B
Product: transmembrane protein 39B
Exons: 9
Coding region: 835-1932 (365 amino acids)
Cellular component (GO): membrane
Source: RefSeq, a predicted model, not a curated record